UGGGUGACCUGCUCAACCUUGUUCCCAAGCGGCACCCCACCGCUGCAGUCAAAUGUGUGAUGACUCAACGGUGCAGCAGUUCUCGUGUGUCGACGAGGGGCUGAUCAGUGUCGCACUCCAUUGUCUCAAUGCGUUCGCAUUGAGACAGGGAGAAGGCACAGAUUGUCUCUCAAGAAGGAAAUUGCGAUCCCGCAUCUGAAUCCGGGAACAGAGAAUUCUGCUCGUUCGGCCUUUCUCUGCCAUCCCGCCUCUCCUUCGCCUGGGCUUCGUGCUCCGCGAGUUUCCCUGUGGAAGCGCACACUUUUCAAUUUGCUCGUCUCCUGAACUCGACUUUCGCACGUAUCGGAAAGCUCAGGAGUAAAUAGCAUCUUCUUGCAGUCCGAGUACAUUUAUUUCAGUAAUUGGGCAGAAGGCUUCAUUCGAGCGUGAUGACGGGAUGAGAGACGCAAGGAGCAAGCUUUAGAGCGGGCGCUGAAAGCAGCUUGACAAAGCGAAAAAUUUGCUUUUUGGUUCUCUGGACAAAGCGACCUGAAUUGCCAUAUUUUGAGUACACAGAAAGAGAUGGCAGCCCAUUCUUGGAUUCCUGGAAAUGUAGUUGGAUGGCCACCAGCUCUGAGUCUUCACACCCGUCUUCUUGGAUUUGUGAGAACUGUCCUUCUACGCCAAAUGGUAGAACCGGGAAAUGUAGUAUGCGACCUCUUCUGCGGCCGCGGACUCGAUACGGAGAGAUGGGCCGAAUCCGGAAUUGGACGGUAUAUCGGUGUUGACCUAUCGGCAUCUGCUUUAGAAGAGGCCCGAGAGCAGUGGGAACAGCAGGAAAAACCGUUUCCAGCACACUUCUGUGAGCUCGAUCCGUGCAUGGUCGAUCUCCAAGAUCAGCUUCAGGACUAUGGCUUGCCCGCAGACGUCGUUUGCUGUUUCUCACAUUUGCAAGAUUGUUUCACGAGUGAAGAUAUGGUCCGACGCCUUCUGAAGAAUGUAUCCGCGGUUUUAAAAUCUGGGGGCUAUUUUUUUGGAACAUGCCCCGACUCUUCCACCAUUUGGUACAAGUACCAGAAAGCAGUGGAGGGAGCCAUAAAAGCUGGCGUCUUGAGACUAAGCCACUUAGACGGCCCACUACCCUGCGUGCGCACUGAUAUAUACAAAAUAAGCUUCGAGGACGACAGGUUCUACUCUUUCGGAUCAAAAUACUUCUUGCGAUUUUCUGAUGAUGGUCUUCCACCCCAACCUCAAAUACUUGUACAUUUUCCUAGUCUUAUGAGGCUGGCCAAAGAGUUCGAUUUGGAGUGCGUGGAAUUGCGGAAUUUAAACGAGUUUUAUGAAGACCUUCAUGGUCGUUUCGAUGCUGAAUUACGGAGCAGCUGCGGGCCAAGAGGGUACCCUGUGCUUGAUGCCAGAGGGCGUCUGAACGCUCAGGCUCUGGAUGUUCUGAGCUUGUACACUACGGUCGUUUUUAGGAAGACGCGUCCGGCUCCUGAAUUUCUUCCGUUAUCACCACAGACCGAGGACUGUCGGAAGUCAUUAGGUGCAGAAACCACUCUCUCCGUGUACACGAGACGAAAAGCAGAACAUGUCCCCGAGCAUACCGAUGCGAUAAUACCAAUCGGGAUUGACAGCUCGAAAGACGAUGAAAACGAAAAGCCCUGCGAGGGCGGACGUCAAGGCAGUGACAGUUCCGAAACUCAUACCUACGUCGGUGCUGAUGGUGUGAUCUGGCCCGAUGAUGUAGACGAGUGUUCGGGGUAUGCGCGAGGCUGAUUUGGGGGAGAAAAGAGAAUCCAUCGACGAGCAUCCGGAUGGUUCCAGUGUUCAUAGACCCCAUGCACCCAAAAACGUAUUCAACGGAAAGUACUACACGCGAUCCGCUGGGUUGCGAGAACACCGGGCUGCUCAAAUGGCGAGCGCUCAUGUGGCAAAUGUUGACAAGAGUUGCAAACCUGCUCAAGCAUGCAGGCACGAAAGUGAGCCUAUGCACGAUAUUAUUUGAAGACAUUCGUCUUUUUGAAGACAUUUCAUCUGGCGUCUCUUUUCAGUCCCUCCGAUGUUUCUCGGUAUGCAGAGCUGGGAAAUCCGAAAUCCAUGUACAUAUGUUUUUUGGCUUUUCAGCCAAUUCUAUGGAGGUGUUAGACAGUGUUGACAAGUUCGACAUCAAUAGAGGAAGUCAUUUUUGACGCACUGGCUCUCAGGAUCACAUGAACUCCGUGACCUUUCAGUCGUGCCCACACUUGUUAUUGAUCACAAUCAAUUGUUUGUAUAGAGUGACUUCUCGGAAAGAGAAAUUAUGCCUUUCAAGACGACGAGCUGAAUUAAGCCCCUUCGAUAAUUCAGUACAGUGCGGGGCAAGCGUAGCGAACUCCAACUUUCAGAUUGGAACCUUCCAUUUCUGUUUUCGAUGAACUGAAUACGUGCACUUGAUCCAGAUACCGAGCAUAGAUCCUGCAUAUCGAGUUUGUAGACUUUGAACUCGGUGGGUCCUCUAAAUCUGAGAGAAUAGUGUGAAAGUGCUAGGAUCCACCAUUCUUCUAUACCAUAUUUCAGACUGGAGACAUGGCGUCUUAGGAUCCAUCUGACGCCAUGCGGUGCCUGGAAGCAACCGGGUCCGAGUACGAGAGAGUGAGACCAGGGGAGAGACUCCAACACAGGACUUGAUCAUAUCCUGGCACUGGUGCUACCAUCGGAUUCCACCACCUUGAAAGAGAUGCUAUUCUUAUGUAAUGUCUUCAUCCUUUUUAAGAGGCAAUUACCAUACUUGAUGAUCUGUGGCAUAUUGUCGAACCUGCUACUACAUUAUGCUCCGGCCUGCUUAGUUUAGUCGGGUGCCUAAAUUACCUAAGUUAGAUUAAUUUAGUCGCACGAGUAGGCCUUUGUUUAGGCUUAGUUUAGACGGUGGGAAAUGUGAGUUUUCUGAAGCAUUUAGAGUGCAUAAAAUGGAGCCAUGUGCAAUGUGCACCUUGAGUUCAAUUCCUACCUGGCCUUUAUUCAGGUUUUGAAUCACA
This is a messenger RNA of Marchantia polymorpha subsp. ruderalis, 2996 nucleotides long. The record is from the annotation of a GenBank genome assembly. NCBI's taxonomy places the organism in Eukaryota, Viridiplantae, Streptophyta, Marchantiopsida, Marchantiales, Marchantiaceae.